This is a messenger RNA of Camellia sinensis, 2466 nucleotides long. Lineage: Eukaryota; Viridiplantae; Streptophyta; Magnoliopsida; Ericales; Theaceae. The record is from RefSeq and is a predicted model, not a curated record.
AUGGCUAAUCGGGGUCGAGGUCAUAGGGGUGGUUGUCGUAGGGCUUAUGUCCCGAAUUUGGGUGAUCAUGAUAGGGGUAUUGGGAUUCUGUAUCCAAGAGAUGAGAUGGCCAAGAUGAGACGACAAAUUGUCGUGUUAACCGAGAUGGUGCAACGUCUCCUACCUCCUACCAAGGGUAGUGAUGGUUUCGAUGAAAUCAAAGGUGGUACUCAUCAUUCUUUUGAUAAUAUCUUCUGGGCCCCACGACGGCAUCGAACGGAUGUGGGUAGGAUGGAACACAAAUGGGAGAACAAUAUCAAGAUUGAACUUCCCGAAUUUCAUGGAAGCCUCAAUCCCGAUGAGUUCAUUGAUUGGCUCAACACUAUUGAGCGGAUCUUUGACUAUGGAGAGGUCUUUGUUGAAAAAAAAGUUAAGCUUGUGGCUAUUUGGUUGAAGGGGAGAGCUUCCGCUUGGUGGGAACAACUUCAACUCAACCGUCGCCGAUGUGGAAAGGAGAAAAUCCAUGAUUGUGAGAAAAUGAAAAAGAAGUUAAAGGGCCAUUUUCUACCAUUUAACUACCUCCAAAGUGUUUAUCAACGUCUUCACGUUCUCAAGCAAGAUGGUAGUGUGAAUGAAUACACGAAAGCCUUUUAUCAACUCAUUGCACGGCCGUGGAGAAGCAACAAAGCCGCCGUGCUUCCCAAAUGGGACAAUACUCCCAAGGAGGGUUUUGAGGUGGUUUUAGGUCCUUCCACUCCUAGCUUCGCCAAAGAUAAUCCUCCUUCCAAGUUUGUGGAUAAGGGUGCUUCCUCCUCUCAAGCUCCUCGUUCUAAUGGUGCUUUCGGAAACCACAAUACACCACAAGGUGGAACAUUUAAAUGCUUUAGGUGUGGUGAACCGGGGCAUAGAUCUUCUGAUUGUCGCAAGAACAUGGGCAAUAACCGGAACAAGACACUUCUCAUUGAAGAAGUUGAGGAGCAUGGUGACUUUGAAAAUGCUCCAAUCUUUGAUCGUUUGGGUAAUGUGGCAAUUGGUGGAGAUAGUGAUGAAGAAAAGGGUCUUGCUCUUAUGUUGAAGAAGACUUUUCUCUCACCAAAACUAGAGAGCCAAGAAGAUUGGUUGCAUACCAAUAUAUUUUAUUCCACUUGCAACAUUGCUGGCCGUGUUUGUAACAUGAUCAUUGAUAGUGGAAGUUGUGAGAACAUAGUUCUCAAGAAGUGGUGGACAAACUUAAUCUUCCGGUGGAGGAACAUCCCUAUCCUAAUUCUCCAUAGGUUACCAAAUGGAAAAGGUUACUUCCAAGGAUAUUUCAAGUCAUUUCCUAGUGCCACUACGUUGCUUGCUUCCAAGGAGUUUGUGGAAGAAACCCAGGAUUUUGGGAUUGUAUUGGUGUUGGUUCCAGUUGUACACACGAGUGCUUCUAAAGAAAAGGUUGAGGUGGCCACUCUUUUGGAAGAGUAUUCUGAUGUCUUUCCCCAAGAGCUUCCUCCUGAUUUGCCUCUUAUGCGUGACAUUCAACAUCGUAUUGAUUUGGUUCCCAGGUCAGCGCUUCCAAACAAAUCGGCUUAUCGCAUGUCUCCAAAGGAGAAAGAGGAGUUGCAACGGCAAGUAGAAAAGCUUUUGGCUAAAGGAUAUAUCUGGCCUAGCCAUAGCCCUUGUGGUGUUCUGGUGCUUUUGACACCUAAGAAAGAUGGCUCUUGGCGUAUGUGUGUGGAUAGCCGUGCAAUCAGCAAGAUUACAAUCAAGUACCGCUUUCCAAUUCCAAGAUUGGAUGAUAUGUUGGAUUGCCUUGUCGGAUCAAAGGCGAUUUAUCCCAACUUUAGUAGCAUCGCCGCCCCUUUGACGAACAUUCUCAAGCUUCAAGCUUUUGAGUGGAGCAAGGAAGCCGCCGAUAGCUUCCCUCUUUUGAAGAAAUUGCUUACCGAGGCUCCAAUUUUGGCAUUACCGGAUUUUGACAAGACCUUUGAACUUGAUUGUGAUGCAUCGGGAUUGGGUAUUGGAGGCAUCCUUAGCCAAGAAGGGCGGUCCAUUGCUUUCUUUAGUGAAAAGUUGAAUGGGGCAAAGCUCAAGUAUUCCACUUAUGACUUGGAAUUUUAUGCCAUUAUCCAAGCCAUCAAGCAUUGGAGCUACUAUCUUGCAUACAAAGAGUUUGUGCUCAACACCGAUCAUGAAGCUCUCAAAUACAUCAUUAGUCAAUCCCAUCUUAACAAGCGCCAUGGAAAAUGGGUAGCCUACUUGCAACAAUUCACAUUCUCUUUGCGCCACAAAUUGGGGGUUCUUAAUAAGGUAUGGUUGAGUAGGCGAACGACUCUCUUGAUUGAAAUGAAAAAUGACGUUGUGGGUUUUGAUGAAUUUCGCACAUUCUAUGCAAGUGAUCCUUACUUUUCCAAGAUCUUUGAUGCGUUGCAAAUGGAGGAUAGGAUGGCUUAUCCAAGUUACAUGAUAAGGGAUGGAUUCCUCUUCCAUGGCCUUAAGUUGUGUUCCUAG